Messenger RNA from Heterobasidion irregulare TC 32-1, 348 nucleotides. RefSeq lists its product as uncharacterized. The transcript has a single exon. Bases 1 to 348 code for a protein of 115 amino acids. Lineage: Eukaryota; Fungi; Basidiomycota; Agaricomycetes; Russulales; Bondarzewiaceae. The record is from RefSeq and is a predicted model, not a curated record.
AUGUGUGAUGAAGACUCAGACAAUAACACGAUCCUCACCUCUGCUGGGUCCCGCUGUGCCAACGCAAACGCAAGCAAUGUUAUGAUGCAAUCUCCACGAACCACCCAACUUUUCCAACGAGGCCAAAGGGGAGAGGUCUGGAAGGGGUGGGCCGGGAUUGAAGCGGAGCGUGAGGGCGGUGGCCCCCGAACUUUGAAUUUAGCGACUGUCGUCGUUGUCGUCUGCACUUCGCAUCCCACUCGUCCACAUCGUCCCCCCUCUUGCCCAACACCACAAACACCUCCUUUGCACGCUGCCAAACCCAUAGCUAUCGCCAGCUCGACACUCUUCGCCUGCAAGCCGCUUUGA